Molecule: messenger RNA, 1371 nt
Organism: Mangifera indica (mango)
Lineage: Eukaryota; Viridiplantae; Streptophyta; Magnoliopsida; Sapindales; Anacardiaceae
Product: cysteine proteinase 15A-like
Exons: 4
Coding region: 45-1169 (374 amino acids)
Cellular component (GO): lysosome
Molecular function (GO): cysteine-type endopeptidase activity
Source: RefSeq, a predicted model, not a curated record
UAGAGCCUCAGUAUUGGCAGUUUCGCCUGCUCUCUUCCUACCAAAUGGACCGUGUCUUUCUAUAUUAUCUCCUCCUUCUGUCUUUACUAUCUUCUGCUGCACUCGCGUCCACUUUAUCGUUUUACGAUGACUUUGACGACGAAGAUCCUUUGAUCAAGCAAGUUGUUUCAUCAGGCGACGUCGACGAUCACCUGCUGAACGCAGAACUCCAUUUCUCCCUCUUCAAAUCGAAAUUCGCCAAAAAUUACGCUACUCAAGAAGAGCAUGACUACCGAUUCGGCAUUUUCAAGGCUAACUUGCGCCGAGCCAAGCUUCACCAGAUGCUGGACCCCUCUGCCGUCCACGGCGUCACCAAGUUCUCUGACUUAACGCCGUUUGAAUUUCGUCAUCAAUUCCUCGGGUUGAACAGGCGCCUUCGGCUCCCAGCCGACGCUGAAAAGGCUCCUAUGUUGCCCACCAAUGAUCUUCCCACUGACUUCGAUUGGCGUGACCAUGGGGCCGUUACCGGCGUUAAAGACCAGGGUGCAUGCGGAUCAUGCUGGUCUUUUAGUACGACUGGGGCUCUGGAGGGAGCUCAUUAUUUAGCCACUGGCGAGCUUGUGAGCUUAAGUGAACAGCAGCUCGUCGAUUGUGAUCACGAGUGUGAUCCAGAAGAAUAUGGUGCUUGUGACUCUGGGUGUAACGGUGGGCUCAUGACCACUGCCUUUGAGUACACACUCAAGGCCGGAGGACUUGAGCGAGAGGAAGACUAUCCUUACACUGGCAAAGAUCGGGGUCCCUGCAAAUUUGACAAAAGCAAAAUUGCUGCUACUGUGUCUAACUUCAGCGUUAUUUCCCUUGAUGAAGAUCAAAUUGCUGCUAAUCUAGUGAAGAAUGGCCCUCUUGCAGUGGGGAUCAAUGCAGUUUACAUGCAAACAUAUAUUGGAGGAGUUUCUUGCCCAUACAUAUGCGGCAAGCAGUUGGAUCAUGGAGUACUUCUGGUGGGAUAUGGAUCUGCCGGUUAUGCGCCCAUCAGGUUCAAGGAGAAGCCUUUCUGGAUCAUAAAGAAUUCCUGGGGAGAAAACUGGGGAGAGAAUGGAUACUACAAGAUAUGCAGGGGUCGCAAUGUAUGUGGAGUGGACUCCAUGGUCUCAACAGUAGCAGCAGCCAUCCACACAACCUCGCACUAGAUAUUAUGGAGGUCACGCUUGUCAAAUGGAGUGCUUGUAAAUACAAGUUAUAAUAUAAUGUGUGUAUCAUAAUAUAUUUAUCUGAUACUGUGAACAUGCUCAGUCAAGGGACUUUUCAUGCUGUUGUGUUGUGUAUGCUGGUGACAAUUGCUUGUUCAUUAAAAUGGUGAUGUUAUCUAUUUAUGGAGCUGCCUUGUAGAAA